AUUGAUCUGCAUAUUGAGAGCUGUAUUCAGCCAGCUGUACAGCACCUGCCUGAGGCAGCAAGCAGCUGCUCCAACGAUUCGCACAGCAUCCAGCCACAGCAAAAGCCAUAAGCAGCCCAACUGCAGUGUCGAUCCCGCCGGCCAAACAGACUCGCUCCACCGCUAGCGUCGAUGAUGCGCCAAGGGACCUAGACGGGAAACUCCGCUCGCGAUACUUCGGGCUAAAAGUACGGCCGAAACCGAGUAAGAAGCAAGUAAGUCAGGUUCGGCUGCCCCGCCCCGUUCAACAUUUCGAGUCCUGUUUUCCUCCCUGAUGUCGCAUUGAAGGCAAGCUGAAGCCGUCUCGAUACGUCAAGAUGGAAGCCAGAACCUCGCCGGACGAUAAAAAUCCGAAAGAGGGUAAUGCCCUCCGCACUGCAUGCACCGAGUGCCAGCGUCGCAAGCAGAAGUGCAAUCGCGAAUGGCCGUGUAAUCACUGCCAAAAGCGCAAGGUCGCGUCCCUGUGCAGCUUCAAUCAUGAGGCCGAGCCCAACAGCGCUUGGAUGCCGUCAGUCGACGUCAAGAGGAAGCGCGAUCGCGAGUCGAAAGAGGAGCCUGAUGAGUGGGACACGGCUGCCGGGCUUGAAGCCAUCGGCUAUACCACCUCUCAUCUUCUCUCAAACCUCGAGAUUGACUCGCAUAGCAAAAUAGGUGCCAAGCAGUAUCGUGCCGACCCUGAAAGCAGCCCCCAACUUAAGCGGGCUCUGGACAUCUUACCAUCCAGGCAAGAUCUCGACGCUCUGGUCCAGAAUUUUCUCUCCAACGUCAACUUUUACUACUACAUUGUGUACCCCACAAGCUUCAUCGAGGAGUACGCCGAAUGGUGGAAAGAUCGAGACGCGGGUCGACCUCUGGGACUCCAGUGGUCUUGUCUCAUCAUCAUGGUUUGUGCCUGCUCUGUGCAGCACACCGAUGCCAAACUCACCAAGACUCUGGAAAACAAUCUCGGUUCCUCAGUCAAGGAGCUGACAGAACGUUAUCACAACGCUGCGCGAGAACUUCAUAGCGCGAUCCCCGUCGGCCACAGCCAUUUUUUCUCAGUCCAGUAUCUGCUGCACUCGUGCUACUGGUUCAAGGCUGAAGCACGCUUCGUUGAGUGUUGGCAAGUCUUGGGUGCUACUGUUCGCGAAGCUCAGGCUCUAGGCCUACACGAGGAAGUAGGUGGACGCAUAUCCGAGUUUAAUCGGGAAAUGCGGAGACGCCUUUGGUGCAUUGUUGACUCUUGGGACUGGCUUGUCUCGUCAUUGCUUGCACGGCCAAUGCUUAUUGACCGCACAAACAUCAACAUCGGUCUUCCAAGUCUCACGCUUGAGCCGUUUCCCGUCUCUCCACUGUUGCACUUGAAAUUGCAGUCGCAACUCGUUGGCCUAAUCUUCAAAGAAUUUGGGCCACCAAAGAUCCUCACUGAUCCUUACCAAAUUCAGAAGUAUCAGAAGAUCCUUGAAGAGUUCAUGCUCUCCUUUCCGCCAGCGUAUGCAUUUGACAAUCCAGAUACGACGCCGGAACUGACAUAUCCAUGGAUCGCCCUGCAUCGUCAUUACAUGCACACAUGCACGAUCUCAAUUGCCCUUGGUCCCUUUAGGGGAUACAUGGCCAAGAGGAUGACGAAGGACACACCGGAGAUUGAACUCAAGUUUAGACGGGACGGCAUCGCCUACGCGCUGAAGCUGAUGGAUUCCGUCCAACGCUUCUUCCAGUACGUGUGGGCCAGAGACAGCACCUUUCACUUCGUGCCCUUCUGUAUUUUCGACACAGCCGCCCUGCUCUGUUCCGCCGUUCUUCAUGACCAAGACGGCAAGCUUGCCCGACAGGACAACAUCAUCGAUGCCGUUGAUAUUGCGCUCAUCACCCUGAGGCAAUUGCGCACAGCGACCGACACGGCCAAGACCCCGUAUGAUGUUCUACGACGCCUUGUAGACCGAGUGUGGCCUGCAUCUGCCAAAAACAACUCGGCUGAGGGUCUGCGCAAGCGACUUAAAGCUAGGGCGCCAGUGCAUUACACGCCCGCGAUUACCCAAACUGUACCGCCGCCCUAUCCACUUGGUCAGGUUGCGCCUCCUGUCCAGAUAUACGCUGGUAUCGAGUUCCCGGAUGCAUCCGUACAUGCAGAAAGCUCCGCGAUACACUCGACAGCCCCUGGAGGCGCCAUGAAUGGCGGAGACCCAUACGGAUUGUCUCCCCCUACAGAUGGGAGCUCCAGUGCGGCCUUGGUCCUCGAACCCACCGCUACCUACGGAACAACUGCCCCCUGGCCUCAACCCCAAUACCUGAACCAAGGGAGCAAUGUGCCCUUAAUUCACCCCCCAAUGAUGAUCGGCACUGCAGAUUGGCCACACACAGAGGCGCCACAGGUACAGACACAGGUACAGGCACAGCCAUUUGUCAACCUUCAGCAAAUGCCCGGAGGAGAGCCCCAGGAUAUGGGAUUUGCCAUCAUGCCAGAUGUGCAGCUGGGUGACCUUGCGAACCUGUGGAAUUGGGAAAGCCUUGAUUUGGGAUUUGGGACGAACCCUAUUUUGUAAUGGGAGGGCCGCAAGGAGGAUAAAAUGUAUUAUACUUUUAGUCAAUGGAAUUAAAGAUAUACUAGCUAUCAAGCGAGUUGACUUAUUUCGCGUGCUUGAACAUGAGUGAUUUCGUCCAGGCCAGGCCUUGCAUAUCGCGGAGACGAAAGCCAAAUGAAGAAAGAGUUAAGAUAAGGCCCUGGUAUAGACGGACAACUAAC
This is a messenger RNA of Ilyonectria robusta, 2761 nucleotides long. RefSeq lists its product as uncharacterized. Lineage: Eukaryota; Fungi; Ascomycota; Sordariomycetes; Hypocreales; Nectriaceae. Gene Ontology annotation, cellular component: nucleus. The record is from RefSeq and is a predicted model, not a curated record. Bases 357 to 2561 code for a protein of 734 amino acids. Gene Ontology annotation, molecular function: DNA-binding transcription factor activity, RNA polymerase II-specific; DNA binding; zinc ion binding. Gene Ontology annotation, biological process: regulation of DNA-templated transcription; DNA-templated transcription. The transcript has 6 exons.